AGUUAUAUUUCAGUUGCAUGUAACAAAAGAGUAGUUAAUCAAUUGGAAAGCCUAUUACUAAACUAAAAUGAAGGAACAGUUAGUUGAAGUUACCGACUGUUGGACAAGUCCCAAGGCUGUGCUAAAAUGUGUAGGUCCAAAACUGGUUCCAUUUUUCAAGACAGCAACUAUCUACUUUGUUUUGGCCAUCCCCUAUGAAAAUCCUUCCUGGUUUUCCUGCCUUAUCAAGUGCCUUCCUAUUUUGUCACUCUGCGUUUUUGUUCUAUUGCAUGGAAUGAGCCUAGCAGAAAAACAUGCUUAUUCCAGAAAGAUUCUGGCUGGAUUAAUUUUCUCUUGUAUUGGAGAUGCUCUAAUAACCUGGCCUUGCUAUUUCAUCUGGGGUAUGGUUUCUUUUACUUUCGCUCAUUUUUUGUACAUCUGGGGAUUCGGUAUGAAGCCUCUCAACCCAUUAGCAGGUUUGGCUUCUACCGGUGUGGCCUUGAUUGCCUACUAUGCCCUCUUUCCUGGACUUUAUGGAGCUUUCGUGUGGUUGGUGCCAUUGUACGUGAUGAUACUGACAAUCAUGGUUUGGAGAGCUGUGGCCAGAGUUCAGUUCUUCGAAGAUUUGUGGACUUGGACCAAGCUUUGUUCCUGUGCAGGAGGAAUCCUUUUUGCUCUCUCUGAUUUCUUUGUUGGAAUUAAGAUGUUCAGUCUUUCAGCAACUCAGCCUCUCCAACAGACAAAUAUUAUGGUAGCAUACUAUGCUGCACAGCUUGGUAUUGCUCUAUCUGUAGUUGACAGUACAACGGUUGCUACAUUGAGUGCAACAUACAGCAUCUCUUCGACUGCUAACUCUUGUACACCUAUUAAGAGCAACAAACCAAUUAUUCCUGUCAGUUAUCAGAAAGUUACGGAAAAACUUAAGAAUGUAAAGCUUGCUAACAAUUCACCAGAAUUAAUUCUUUCGAAAGUUGACUGAGUUAAGUUUUCUAUUGUUACUUAAUGUUGUAAAAAAGGGCUUUAUAAGUAAUAUUCAGGUUUCAUAACAUUUUUUUACAAUGUACACACACAUACAUAUGUACAUUUAUAGUUUCUAAAGAACCAACUCUCAUGAUAUGGUAAAAAUAUUGUAAUUUCUACUUCAUAGUCAGUUAACUUCAAGAUAUUACAGUCAAAAUAACUGUAGCUCAAGAUACUUUCAGCACAUUAAUGAUAACUCAGGAUUGUGUGACAAGUUUUAAGCUAUUAAAAGAUUUACGUUUUCAAAAAUUACCGGAAGAGAAUUAAAUAUAUAACCAUAUGUGGAGUAAUAUAAAACAUGGUGAUACUCCCCUCCCCCAGUGGCUCAAGCGUAUGUCUGAGUACUUAUAACACUAAAAAUUGUUUCAAUACAAAUGGUUGGCAGAUCACAGAUAGCUCAAUGUGUAAAUUUAUGCUUAUAAGAACAAGUAAAAUUAUCAUACUCCUUCAGAUUAAUUUUUACUUAAGAUAGAAAGGAAUAUAUAUUCGUAUACAUUGCCAGGAGAGUAAUUGUAAGAAUAUCAAUGUGUGCCAAAAGCAGUUGUGUAAGUAUCAUAAAUAAAUUAAUGAAACUAUACGAUAAGACAACAGAGAAGUUUCAAUAUAAAAAUAUUAAUUUAAAUGCAGUUGUUGUACACACUAUUAGGACAAGUACAUAGAUUUUAAUCACUUGUAGGUGGUAUAAACAAAACAGAGAAAUUCAUACUUUAAUAAUAACCUGUUUUUGAAUCAUACUAAAAAGUUAAAUAAAUUCUGUAUUUUCCUCAACUCUCAGUGUUCAAACAAAACAACAAGAAACACUAUACAAAAUAAGGAAGGUAUAUCCACACUACAAUCACACCUAAUUAUACAAAUGUUUGAUAAUGAAAAUGCACCUGCCAAAUAUACAUGUACCAGGUUUUCUU
Limulus polyphemus (Atlantic horseshoe crab) is the source of this 1904-nucleotide messenger RNA. Its product is annotated as lysoplasmalogenase-like protein TMEM86A. The record is from RefSeq and is a predicted model, not a curated record. NCBI's taxonomy places the organism in Eukaryota, Metazoa, Arthropoda, Merostomata, Xiphosura, Limulidae. Gene Ontology annotation, cellular component: membrane. Bases 68 to 958 code for a protein of 296 amino acids. The transcript has 3 exons.